AUGGUAUCUGCUGUAAUAUUUGAUGAAGCUAACAAUUUCGCUAACAAUAGCCAACAUUUUAAUCCAAAUUAUGAAGUAAUGUACAAUGAGUUAUUCAAAGAACAUCAAAAUUUAAAAAAUGAGAAUGAAAAAUUGAAAAUAGAACUUUUAUCAUUCAAAAAAUCUUCUUUGAAUUAUAAAAAUAUUAAUGAAAAUCUUAGACAUGGCAUAAAAAUUCUUGAAAAACGUUUGAAAACUUUAAAUUCGGUUCUAACACAAACACAAAAAAAUAUGUCAAAUCAAAUUAAAUCUCUCACUCAAAAUAAAACUCUUGCUAUUGAAAAGAAAGCAAAAUCAUAUCUGUCAGAAAUUUUUACUCCAAAUCAAUUGGAUCUUAUAAUGAAAAAAAAAAAAAUUAUAUUAUGA
Messenger RNA from Macrosiphum euphorbiae (potato aphid), 405 nucleotides. NCBI's taxonomy places the organism in Eukaryota, Metazoa, Arthropoda, Insecta, Hemiptera, Aphididae. The record is from the annotation of a GenBank genome assembly.